CGAGGUCUCCUGGAAGAAACCCAGUGCCAUUGCCGGUCUCCGUCCUCCAUGGCCGCCACGCUGCUCGCCCGGGCCUGCGGCCCCGUCCGCGGAGCUCUCCGGCCUCAGGACUGGCGUUGCUUACAUACCAUCUACCAGUCUGUGGAACUGCCUGAGACACACCAGAUGCUUCGUCAGACGUGCCGGGACUUUGCUGAGAAGGAGCUCUUUCCCAUCGCGGCCCAGUUGGACAAGGAACAUCGCUUUCCGGCGGCUCAGGUGAAGAAGAUGGGUGAGCUGGGGCUCAUGGCCGUGGAUGUGCCCGAGGAGUUUGGCGGUGCCGGCCUCGAUUACCUGGCCUACGCCAUUGCUGUGGAGGAGAUCAGCCGGGGCUGCGCCUCCACUGGGGUCAUCGUGAGCGUCAACAACUCCCUCUACUUGGGGCCUAUCCUGAAGUUUGGCUCCAAGGAGCAGAAGCAGCAGUGGGUCACUCCUUUCACCAGUGGCGACAGAAUUGGCUGCUUUGCCCUCAGUGAACCAGGGAACGGCAGCGACGCGGGGGCCGCCGCCACCACUGCCUGGGCAGACGGUGACUCGUGGGUCCUGAGUGGCACCAAAGCCUGGAUCACCAACUCCUGGGAGGCCUCGGCCGCCGUGGUCUUCGCCAGCACGGACAGAUCCUUGCAGAACAAGGGCAUCAGUGCCUUCCUGGUUCCCAUGCCAACGCCUGGGCUCACGCUAGGGAAGAAGGAAGACAAGCUGGGCAUCCGGGCCUCAUCCACUGCCAACCUCAUCUUCGAGGACUGUCGCAUCCCCAAGGACAACCUGCUGGGGGAACCGGGGAUGGGCUUCAAGAUUGCCAUGCAAACCCUGGACAUGGGCCGAGUCGGCAUCGCCUCCCAGGCCCUGGGCAUCGCCCAGGCUGCCCUCGACUGUGCUGUGAACUACGCCGAGAACCGCACGGCCUUCGGGGCGCCCCUCACCAAGCUGCAGGUCAUCCAGUUCAAGUUGGCGGACAUGGCCCUGGCCCUGGAGAGUGCCCGGCUGCUGACCUGGCGCGCUGCGGUGCUGAAGGAUAACAAGAGGCCUUUCAUCAAGGAGGCUGCAAUGGCCAAGCUGGCUGCAUCGGAGGCCGCAACUGCCAUCACCCACCAGGCCAUGCAGAUCCUGGGUGGCAUGGGCUACGUGACAGAGAUGCCAGCCGAGCGGCACUACCGUGAUGCUCGCAUCACUGAGAUUUAUGAAGGCACCAGUGAGAUCCAGAGGCUGGUGAUCGCCGGGCACCUGCUCAGGAGCUACCGGAGCUGAACCCUCGGUAGGGCCGACAGUGCCUGCCGGGAUCCGGGCUGGCCUGAGGACCAGGGGAAAGUGGGCAGGAGCCACGUGGCCUUCCCCCUGACUCCCUGUCA
Messenger RNA from Lipotes vexillifer (Yangtze River dolphin), 1388 nucleotides. RefSeq names its product acyl-CoA dehydrogenase short chain (gene ACADS). The coding region runs from base 49 to 1287 and encodes 412 amino acids. The transcript is spliced from 10 exons. Lineage: Eukaryota; Metazoa; Chordata; Mammalia; Artiodactyla; Lipotidae. Gene Ontology annotation, biological process: butyrate catabolic process; fatty acid beta-oxidation using acyl-CoA dehydrogenase. Gene Ontology annotation, cellular component: mitochondrion. Gene Ontology annotation, molecular function: short-chain fatty acyl-CoA dehydrogenase activity; flavin adenine dinucleotide binding. The record is from RefSeq and is a predicted model, not a curated record.